GAGCAGUGUCGGGUGGGCGGUUCGUAGCAGUGACAGCGACGGUGGGAGACUCCCGAGAAAGUGUCAAAAAGCGGACAACAAACGGGCUUGGAACUGGCUCGAGGUUUUUGGUGCACUGCGAGGGAAUAGAACCCCCGACGUCCUGCACCAAAAGGGAGCCUACCACUUCACUUGCAAUCAACUGCUAUAAGCCAUGGCGGAGUUGGACCUGAGCCUGAGUGACGCUCUGACAGACGGGGUUCCCCAGGCCAGCCCGGAGAGCAGGGUGGAGAGGGACUUCGUGGCUCAGCUGGAGUCCGAGCCCUUUGACGACGAGGUGGGAGAGACUGUGGGCAAGACGGACUACAUCCCCCUGCUGGACAACGACGAUAACAGAGCAGCGGCGGGCUCAGCGCUGGAGAACGGAGAGAAGGAGGUGCAGGGAGUGCAGAAGCCUGGUUUGAAGCUGGCAGCGUCACACUCAGAGCCACAGGGAGAGGUGCGGCUGCCUUCUCUGGACCAGGCCUUCAACAUCGACCUGUUAGCAGACUUCUCCCAGCCAGCGGAUGUCAGCGCAGCGCCCCUGUCUGGUGAGAAGCCCCCCAGUGUAGCAGAGGCUCAGCUGUCCACCCCCCAGUCAGCCUCAGAUGUGCCCAAAGACCACAGCCCCAUGCUCCCAGAGCCCCAGCCUCCACGCAGCCCCAUGGACCUACCCCCAGGUGCAAUAGGCGACUCCUGGCCCAACAAAGGCUCGUGCUUGGCCUCAGACCUCCCGUUCACCCCCAGCGUCUCCACGGUGAUAAGUCGCCACGCCGGCCAUCUCGGAGCCAACCCCGAGGACCAGCCCGACGGGUGGCCAGGCCGGGAGAGCGGAGCUUAUGCUGGCGGUGAUGAACGAGAAACGGAGGGAUUGGACCGAAAGCAGAAGAAAAAGAAGAAAAGACGACAGAAAGAUGAAGGAGCGUUCGAGCAUGCGGAGAGCAGGGGCCCAGCCGAGGCACAGGUGCAGGGAGAAAGUACACCGGGAGACGACUUCUACAACAGGAUUGGUCCGAGGAGGGACAGGGGGGAGGCUGGUUGGGAGGAACAGCUCGGCAAAGGCAGAGGCAAGAAAAGCAAAAGCCGUAAGAAGAUUCCAGAAGAGUGGAGCGUCAUGGCAGAACCCUUCGUACCAUCUUCCGCCGCUACCCCCCAAAUUGUCCCAGAUGUCAUGAUGGAUCUUGGAAGUUCUGGUGCCGUGGACUCUCCCUUCUCUGACCAACACAACUGGAGACCGGAACCCCCAGCAGAAGAAGAUCUCAUCCCAACUCCUUUAUCACAAGAUGUUUUCGCACCAACAAUCAAUCCCAUCAGCCCCUUGGUGCUAAACAGCGAGCUGAAAGCCACCGCUGCCCCAUUCACCAUGCCCGGCUCCUUCCCAGCGGCCGACCAACCUGAUGAUUCAUUCGACCUCCUGAUGGAUCUGGAAAACGGCAACCAAACCUUCCCCAAUCCGUAUUCAGCGGAAGUUCUCGCAGCAGACAUGGUGGACAGCGGCAUCUUUGACAAAACUACACCCCUCCAAGAUUCCCAAGUGAUUCCAGAUGGAGACACUUCGGCGUUCAGUUCUGCGUCUCAGGCCAGCCCGCCAGCUAAGGAUGACGUAGAGGCAUCUGCUCCACCACUGUCUCCAUCAGACGCUUCGUGGUUCCUCAACGAAUCCCAAGUGAGCAGCAGCAAUGAUAUUUUUGAGUUCACUGAUAAUUCUGGGCACCAGCUGCCCCUCGGCCUCUCCUUCGAUACACCAAGUCCAGCUCCUCUGCGGUCCCCGAAAACUACGGCUCAAGAGUCCCAACCCAAAGACACCAAGAAGUCCAGAAAGUCACGGCAGUCAUCUUCUUCAAAGAGUCCAACCUCACCAGAUGUUAUACCUUUUCCAACCGAAGACUCCCAAGCAAUCAGCCCCUCUUCACCCCCUGCACCUGGGUCUGCGCUUAACCCAUCCGCCAAGCCCUUCUUCCCCAGUUUUGCAGAUCCAGUGGUGGACCCUGCGGAGGUCUCGCCAGUCUCUCCCACCGUUGAAGUUAAAGCCGAGAAAGAGGAAAAGAAGGAUGAGAUUAAGAAAGAUGAGAAAACAGAGGAAAAACUAGAGGACAUCUUGAAGAUGCCAGAAGCUCCAAGUCCAAUCGAGAAAGCUGAGCAAAAGGGUGUAACAGUAGAAUUCACAAGCAACGAACCUCCUGCCAAGAUGGAAGCAGAACUACCAAAAGCUGAACCAUUUGAGACCAAGAAAGAAGAAGCCAAGGAGGUAGAACAAGUCAAGGUUGAGGAGACACCUAAAGUUGAACCAAUGCAGGUUGAAGAAAAACCUGAGAAGAUGGUGAAGGUAGUGGAACCAUCUGAGAACAAAGCUGAUCAAGAAGAAUUUGAGCAUUCACCAAUCAAAAUGGAGGAGAAAGUGGAGAAGAUGGACUUCAACGAAAAGCCUCAAGAACCAAUUGAAGAAAAAAUUCAGAACAAAACGCCAGAAAAGCUGGCGCAACCCGAAAUGAAGGAAGAACUAAAGACUCCGGAACCACAAGUCAUGUCCGUCAAGGAACCUAGUGUAGAACCAGCUGAGAAGAAGAUAGAACCAGAACCCAUUGAAGAGAAGGUAGAACCAAAACCAAUUGAGAAGAAGCAAGAGCUAGAACCAACCGAAACAAAGGUAGAACAAAAAGAAUUUGAGAAGAAAGUAGAACCAGAACCUAUUGAGAAGGAAGCAGAACCAAAACCAACAGAGAAGAAGGCAGAGCCAGAACCAACCGAAACUAAGGUAGAACAAAAAACAGUUGAGAAGGUAGAACCAGAACCAGUUGAGAAGAAGGAGGAACCAGAGACCAAGGUGGAGCAAGCCAAGACAGAAGAGGUAAAGAAGGUUGAAAAGGAGCCUGAGAAGGAGCCUGAGAAGGUUCAAGAGGACACACAAAACAAAGCAGCGCCUGAGAAGAAGACCGUGGACAAGAAGGAUGACAAGAAGGCUAAAGCAGAUGCAGGCGAUAAGGCGAAAAAAGCGAAGCCUGUCACUAACGGAAGCAGCGCGGUGCCAAGCAAAGAGAAGGCCAAGCCCGCUUCUGCCGCUCCAGCCAAACCCGGUAUCACAACCAAAACUCGGCCCACCUCCGCCACAGCGCCCCCUACUGGUACAGCCGCAACCAAGAAGCCCACACCCUCCUCCACCACAGACAAAAAGACCCUCACAGCCAGGGCCCCCACAGCAGCUAAGACCACUGCCACCACAGCCAGGCCCACUGCCACCACAGCUAAAGUCCCUAGCACCACCAGGCCCCUCAGUACAACCACAGCCGGGCCCAAGAGACCCCCCAGCACCUCCAGCAGCCGCCCCACAUCCACCACGACUGCUGCCAGGGACGUCAAGCCCAAGACUGUCCCAGAGAAGCGCGCCCCUGUGCCAAAGGCCUCCUCUGAUUCAGCCUCUGCAGCCAAAAACGGAGCAGCUCCUGCCCCGAGGAGCACCACCACGACCCGCACUACCACCACUGCACGCCCUGCAGCCUCUACUGCUGCCAGGAAGCCUCUGGCCUCAAAGACAGAAAGCAAACCUGGGGAGGAGAAGAAGGCCGGCACACUGAGGACAUCCACAGCAGAUGCAGCCAAACCCAAGCCCACCACCACCCGCACUAUCCCCACCUCCAGUGCUCCGACGGCUCGCCCACGCCCCACAGCGGCCAAGCCCAGCACGCCCUCCUCGUCAGUGGGGGAGAAGAAGCCCGCUACCCCCCGGACGCCUCGCCCCACCUCCACCUCCUCCUCCACCACUGCUACCACGGCAACGGCCACCACGCGGAGCACCACCACACGGACCAGCACCACCAGGACCACCGCCACAAGGACCACCACGGCUCCGGACGUCCGCAGCGUGCGCUCCAAAAUCGGCUCCACGGACAACAUGAAGCACCAGCCUGGAGGAGGGAAGGUGCCGUCAGCUUCACAGAGCAGGGGUGUGGCCUCCAAAGAGCCCAGCCAGGCCAAAGUGCAGAUCACAAACAAGAAGGUGGACCUGAGCAAAGUGACCUCCAAGUGCGGCUCCAAAGACAACAUCAAGCACAAGCCUGGAGGAGGGGACGUGAAGAUCGAGUCUCACAAAGUCAACUACAAAGACAAGGUUCAGUCCAAAGUGGGUUCUCUGGACAAUGUGGGUCACAGUCCUGGAGGAGGCAACGUCAAGGCUGAGGGGGACCAGGAGCCAGAGGGCCAGGAGACAGGCCUGCCCACAGACGCGCCCGCCCCCCCCAGCCCCAGCGCCGAGGGGGGAGCGGCCCACCACAACGGCCUCUGUGAAGGGGAGGGGGCGCAGGCUCUGGACGCCCUCAUCCCAGAGACAAAUUGAGUUUUUCAAGCUCAACUUCCGCGGGAAAGCUCGCUCUCGCACGGACCACGGCGCUGACAUCAUCACCCGGCCCGCCCCCUCACCCGGACAACCGUCACCGCGGCAACCACAGCAGUAGCCCCACCUCCCUUCCACCCGGACGGCUCCUCCUCCUCGCCCCAGCGUCACCACCGCUCUCUCCCCCGACGGACGAACGCUCGGAUUUGGCAGAUUGCGUUAGCUUGUCUCCACCUCUCCCCUCAACUAAUUAUUAUCGCAAUUAAUCUUGUCAUUUAAAUGUUGGAUCAAUAUGGCAAAAUGCAACUUUCUCAAAUUCUUUUUUUCACUAUUUCAAACUCAAAUAUUGUUUCUAAUUCUGUAAGCUUAUUACAAAAAAAUGAAUUUAUUUGAAUCAAAAUUGAAAACGUUGUACUUCAAAAUCUGAUCUAUCUGAUAAGUAGUAGUACCAGUUUUCAUUAGACCACAGUAAAGUAUUCACAUGAGGAAUUUGGCAGGUUUUUAUACCAGAUGCCCUUCCAGAAAAUUAUUUAGCUACAUAAAAAUUGUAUCAACUCUAAAGAUACGCAAAGCAAACGUGUGCAGUUUUAGACAAUUUUAAAAAUGUAUCCAUGGGUUUCACAACAGAAUGAUGAGAAAUUAGGAUUGUUGCCAUAGCGAUUAACAAAUUUGAAUGGGUCCUGGAAAUGUUGCAUAUAACAGGAACCCACGAAAGCUUUUACUACCACUGUGUCCAAUAUAUUUUCCUGAAUCUGAACUGUACCAGCGAAAUCCACCUUCCCCCUUUGAAUCAGCUGACCCAGUAUGACUUCAUGUACGGACAACCCCAUUUGAAGUACUCCUCCAUACUGCAUAUUAACCAUACAGUAGUACAUACAGUUGAACUUCACCGGUACCCCCUCGGACUUACCAUCUGGUUGUGACAAAACGGUCGCCUAUCCUACAAUACUCAAACUCAUAAACCUGCGUCCUACACUGCCAGUCAAACGUUUAGACACACUUUGACUUUUUUUUUUUUUUUUACAUUUUUAUGACUAUUUACAUUGUGGAUUCUCAUUGAAGGCAUCAAAACUAUAAACAUAUACACAUAUAGUAAACAAAAGUGUGAAGAACCUAAACCAAUUCAGGAGACUCCAUCAUGAAACUCACUGAAAGAAAGUCAACACUGCAAAAAAGCUUGGCCAAAAUGUAACAUAUAAACAUUUAAAUCUAUCAGAAAAUGAUUUAAAAGUAGAGAAAUUAUCUGUCCACACAACAAGAUUAUCUUAUUUGACAAGUUCUCUUAAAAUAAACAACCUCUAGGCUAGAAUUAACCCGUCUCUGGUCAAGUAAGUAGAUAAUAAAUCUGAAAACAAGAUGAAUAACCUGAUAUAAGUUUUAAAAUCUUGGCCAGAUCAGAGAAAUUUGCAGUGUCAACAAAGCAAAGGGUAGCUACUAUGAGCAGUUUAUAAUCUAAAAUCUAAAUUGUUUUUGUUUACUAUAUAAUUCCAUAGAUCUCGCUUCAUAUUUUUGAUGUAGAAAGUUGUAAACAUGAAGAAAAAAACGUUGAAUUCAACCAGAGGGUGUGUCCAAACUUUUGACUGGUACUGUAAAUCUCGUGCACAUUUCAAACCGCUCGCCUGUUUUUCCUCGUACUAGUGCUGACGUGAAAUCGUGUAACGUCUGUGUUUUUGAUUUUAUUAGAAUUUCAUUUAAGACUGUUGUUAAAUUUCGUAUAGUUUUAGCGAUUUCAGGUUGGGUUUUUUUCACAGAAACACGCACAGGAUUCCGUACACCGUAAGCACACGAGUAGGAAGAGGAAUGCGAGAAUGGAAGUCUGUUCAGAGGAAACAGGAAGUAGAUUUUGGAAGAGAAAGUGACUCGAAGGACGUUUCCUAAGUGAAAGGAAGUAUGUCCUGUAUGCAGAGGUGGGUAGUUUAGUCAGAAAUGUACUCGAGCAAGAAUACUGUUACUUCAGAAUGGUUUUAAUCAAGUAGAAGUACAAAAUAGUGGUCCUAAGAAUCACUCAAAGUCAAAGUUUCUUUCUAAUUUUUUUAAGGAAACUACUAGUCAAAUAAGAGAAAGAUCUGGACUUAAUAUCUGAUUUAUAAUUUGAAGUUGAUGUAAUUUGAAAGAAAACUGUAAUUAAUGCAUAAAAUCUGGUAUUUUCAAAGGCUAGACCUAAAAAUGAAACAAACUAAAUCAUAUAUUUUACUUACAUAAAGCUUUUGUCACUUUUCAAUUAUUAUAAUUUUUUUAUUUUUUAUUUUGAGUUUGUGCAAAGAGAGAAUCAAUAAUCAUACACAUACACCAUAUACAUUGUAAACAACAGAAAAGCACAUUUCUUGAAAAGGAGUUGGUAGAAGAAAAACUUAUCAACCCACCACUGUUCAUUACAUAGUUUAAAAAAAUAAAAAAUUAUAUGCUUGCUUCUGUACAUUAAUGUCGAAACUUUACAAAUAUUUACAUAUAGCAAAAUAAUUUAAAUAUUAUACAUACUAAAUAUAGUUUUAACCCAAUUUCCUUUUUUUUUGUAUUGUGCUGUGUUAUGGUUGCACAAACUAAUAAUAAUAAUAAAGAAGGCACAGUUUAUCGUUUAUGAUCGUAUGAAAAUAAACAAAAUUUAGACUUACUCACACUGGGAAGAGGAACCACAACUUUUACACAAAUAAGAGUACUGUGGCACUCUCAAAUACCGUAUAUUAAGUACUUACUCGAGUAGAUGUAACUGAGUACUACCCACCUCUGCUGUAAGUGCCUGUUGUCAGUAGGGAGUAGCGCUCUGCUUACCUGUGGAAAGUGAGAAAGUGAACGGCGUUACAGAAGCUGAAAGUUUGAAACGACGAGAGAAAGAUUGUCGACAAAGCACCGAAGUUGGUUUCUAGCGUAGCCUCCAGCUGCCUUCUCCGCAUGGCCACGUCUUCUGCUGUUGCGCACCGCCCCACCGAGUCUUUAAAGGCGCUGUACCUGAUUUUGAUCAUCUAAAAAAACACGACAAACACAACUAGUUCAUUUGAAGCAGUUUGCAGUUCUCCAAAGUUAUGAGGUACAAGUUUAGAAGCGCUUUUCAGAAAUUUCAGUGGUAGUGCUGACAUCAACUAGCAUGCUAACCACACACAACCUGAUUCUCUGACAAUUAAGCACUCUGUAAUAAUUAUGCAACAGGUUUAUUUUGAUUUCAAGAGCUGCUUCUACGAAAUAUCUAUACUGGAGCAAAACGUAUGGAAAAGAAAUCAGGUACGGAGCCCUUAAACGGCCACACCUUAGGAUUUUUAUCUCUUCAUUCAAAAGCUGUCGUCAGUGAUCUAUGUUGGUGAUUUAGCUGUUCUAUGCAUGCCUAAACAUCAGGUAAAAGCAAAAAGAAUAGAAUUAAAAGUCAAAUACAAGUAGUUAAGGCCACUAUUUAAACCACUGAAAAUAUAUAGGUUUUGUAAAACGUUUAAUGCCAAAAAAAAAGUUAUUUGUUUGAGUAUUACAUAUAAAAACGUAUAUUGUAGCACCCCAGUACCUUAAAAUAAGAGUGUAGCAGCUGACCCCACUGCUAUGCACCAAAGGAUAACACUGAAUUCUUGCUGACUUUCUGCCUUAUUGAUUUUAAACCAUAUCUAAUUACGUAUUUGAAUUCUUUUGAAAAUUACAGUAAUUUUAAAAUCGACAGUUUAAAAUCAACAAAACGUUUAUUUGAAUUUUCGCAAAAACCAUGUACUCAUCACAUCAUAUAUUAAUAUUUUUUCAUAAAAUUGUUUUCGCAAUUUUUCACUAGCCUUGAUAUCAUAUUCUGCCUUCCUCGUUUUUAAUUUUGCUUCUAAAAAUUUAAAAGCACCUUAAUGAUCAAAGAGGUCUCGGAACAGAAGACCCUAAAAUAUUCAGAUUUUCAAACAAAAACAAACUUUAAUUCAAGUUUUUCUUCAAUUUUCGCAUGUGAAUAGAGCAAUAAUGUAUACACUUUAUUUACCUUCCCAUAACCAUCCCUUUAACACCGAAUAUUACACACGUGAAAUAAUGCAGCUUGACUUUUAUUUUAUUUUUUUGUCACUGUCUCGCUAGUUCUUAAAACAAUAUUUUCCUGAACAUUUAAAUUUUAAUAUUUGCUUAAAAAUAUCUAGCAAUGGGUCGAGCGGAGGGAGGGUUUUAGACAAUGAAUUUUACAGAUUUCAGUUUCAUGUAUCCUGAUGACGACGAUGGUGGAAUUCUUAUUGGAAUUUGAGCCCUUUUCGUUGGGAAGGGGCCGACGAAGUGCAAAGAAUGUUUUUUUUUUUUUUUUGAGAUAUAUUGUAAAAGACGCAACACUUUUGUAUAUUAUUUAUCGUUGUGGUCAUGUUAGCCCUAUGCUAGUUGUGCUCGGACAAUUCGCAGAGGUGGAAUUUUAAUUUUGUUUUUUUUGGGAGAGAAAACUGGGAUUUGUGUUUUGAGAUUUCAAGCAGCUGGCGUGGUCUUUUCGUGUAGUCGGAUAAUCUACUCUGAUUUUAACAACAAUAACGUUUUUGUUUUUUGUUUUUUUCAUUUGCGCUAGGCCAAUAUUUAUACAAGGUUAUCUCCAUGGUGAUUUAAAUGACUUUACUAGCCUGUAUACGUUUCCUGUAUAGAGCAAAGGGGUUUAAAUUGCCACAAAAAUACUUAAUUCUAGGGUGACCAGAUGGGACAUUCCCAGUUUUGAGCCCUGUGUCCCCCCAAAACCAGUGAUUUGUCCCAGUUCAAUUCAAGAAAUAUCCCAGAUGUCCCUAUUUUUGACCAAUCUGAUACUUGCCAACUGUAAAAAGAGACAUAAAUUAAAUGAAGCUGCUUAAAAAUGACUAAAAACACAAAGAAAAUGACUACAAAGUUAUUAUUUUGUUAGAUUUUCUGUCAACAUGAAUGAAAUAAGAACAGUUUAUUAUUAUUUUUCUCAUGAUUAUUGUUUAAAAGUAAUCAUAUGUAAUGGAUGUAAACAAAAAUGUGAGCAAAAUGUAAAGCAAAAAAUAAAACUACUUUGAGUUCUGGUGAUCUAGCAGGCAACCGAACUAAUAAGAAAAGUUUCCAAUCCAUAACUCAAACAAAUAGAGAUGUGCAUGUCUCAAGAAUAAUGGGGAAAAACAGACAAUAAUUAUUAGGGAUGUAACAAUAAUCAAAAAAUCGUGAUAUUGUAUCGUCAAAGUUCUUACAAUAAUAUCGUGGAUCAUCACAAUAUAUGGAAUUACAAGUCAGUUUGCUUAAAUUAAGAGUUAUGGUGCAGCAAUAGCUAAUAAAACAGAGCAAACUACAUAGACCAUGAUCCUUUGCUCCAUUUCAGUGAAGCUUACAUGAAGAAAUAACAGUUCUAAACACUUUUAAGUCUUAGUUAUUUUGGAUUAAGUUUUGUAAAGGCAUUUUAAGAGUUUUAUUAGUAGUUUUGUUCACAGCCUUCACAAAAUAUUGCAAUAAAUAUUGUAUAUCUCGUGAAAAUAUUGUACCGAGAGAUCUGAAUAUUGUUACAUCCCUAAUCGUGAGCCUCCCCAACAUAUCGUGAGCUUUCCCGCGAUAUCGCAAUAAAUAUCGUACUAUUCAUACCAUGAUGAUAUCGUAUCCUGAGACUUGGAUAUCGUUACACCCCUAAUAAAUAAAUUUAAACAAAACAAAAAAAAUGGUGGCCUCAAACUCAAGUUCACCUAGGGCCAUCUAAUUGCUACCUCCGCCACUGCUCACAUCAGUCGCAAAUGGACUGAGUUCAGAACAGUUUUGCUUAAUUAUGACUCGUUUUACAAUUUUAUCAUUACCAGUCCUCCCAAACCGAAUAUGUCCCGGCUUUUUAUUUAGAAAAUCUGGUCAUCCUACUUAAUACUUAAUACUCCAUUUUGACAUGUCUUUAAGCAGUUAGCGCAUUUAUUUCUAUAGACUAAAGGCUACACCACAUGCACCAACAAAUCUAUCCAAUGUAUUUAAUUCAACUACUUUUUUUUUAACUUAAUUUGUUUUUUAGUUUUAAGAAAUUCACAAUGUUGUUUAAAAGGGAAAAUACAAUAGCGCGGACAGAACCUUAAUAAUUUAUGAUACAAUCUCUCGCUAUUACACAUUGUGGGCUAAAACUACCCUUUCAUUUGACCUAUAACUUUAAAGUGUAUGUACGUACGCUAUAGGUCUGGCCCUGGACACAUGCUACCCCCUGUGUGAAGACGCUAACGUUUGCCGCGCAGCGUGUGUGACGAAGCUACUGCACGCGUAGCCGCCGUUAGCAUAACACUAGCUGAAGCCAGAGCAUGCUACCAACUAUGGGAUGUAGUGUUAGCUAGAAUUACUCUUUGUCAUUUUUGAGAAAACUCCUCAUUGUUUUUUGUGUUUUACUUUUUUUCAUUAAUUAUGACUUUUAUUUUCUUGGUUUGAACAAAGUGUUUAUUGUGAUUACUUGUUAAUUAGUGAUGUGAUUAUUAAACAUGAAUAAAAUGAACUAAAACUCC
Messenger RNA from Boleophthalmus pectinirostris (great blue-spotted mudskipper), 10734 nucleotides. Its product is annotated as microtubule-associated protein 4. The coding region runs from base 194 to 4348 and encodes 1384 amino acids. Gene Ontology annotation, cellular component: neuron projection. The record is from RefSeq and is a predicted model, not a curated record. Gene Ontology annotation, biological process: neuron projection development; microtubule cytoskeleton organization. The transcript has 17 exons. Lineage: Eukaryota; Metazoa; Chordata; Actinopteri; Gobiiformes; Gobiidae. Gene Ontology annotation, molecular function: microtubule binding.